CCAACAAGAAUUUAGCACAAUUUAUGUAUAACAAAGUUUUUAACUCAAAUGAGCCACUCGUAAUAAGAUUGCGUCUUACAUCGAUAAUCCUCUUGUUCCUAAAGUUCUGGUUCAAGGGGUCUAGAAGCAGCAAAAAUGGAGGCAACCAAGGAAAAACACCAUUAUGUUCUUAUUCACGGGAUCUGCCAUGGAGCUUGGUGUUGGUACAAGAUCAUACCGCUCCUGAAAUCUGCAGGCCACUGGGUCACCGCUCUGGACCUCGCAGCCUCAGGCGUCAACAAGAGAUCCAUCGAAGAUCUUCACACCUUUGUUGACUACUCUCAGCCUUUGUUGGAGUUCAUGGAAUCGAUUCCUCAAGAUGAAAGGGUAAUUCUUGUAGGACAUAGCUUUGGAGGCAUGAAUCUGGCCCUUGCCAUGGAGAAAUUCCCGGAAAAGAUCUCUGUUGCUGUUUUCUUGACCGCUAUUGUGCCCGAUACAGUUCACCCACCCUCAUAUGUUAUUGAAGCACAGAAUAAUAGGACAAACUCAGGAGAUGGUUGGUUGGACACUGUAUUUACCUCCUAUGGAAGCCCUGACAAGCCAUCAACUUCAAUGCUAUUUGGUCCCAUGGGUUUGUCUUCCAAGCUCUAUCAACUCUCCCCCAUUCAGGAUCUUGAGCUGGCUAAGACUUUGAUAAGGCCAGGAUUUUUGUUUAUUGAAGACUUGUCCAAAGUCAACAAAUUCACGAACAGUAGGUACGGGUCAGUUACUCGGGUUUUUAUUGUGUGCGAUGAAGAUGAAGCUUUAACAGAAGAAUUUCAGCGAUGGAUGAUCGAGAAUAGCGGAACGAAUAACGUGAUGGAGAUUCAUGGUGCUGAUCAUAUGGCAAUGCUUUCAAAGCCACAACAACUUUUUCAUUCAUUAUUGGACAUAGCACAUCAUUAUACUUGA
Ziziphus jujuba (common jujube) is the source of this 930-nucleotide messenger RNA. RefSeq names its product salicylic acid-binding protein 2. The coding region runs from base 136 to 930 and encodes 264 amino acids. Lineage: Eukaryota; Viridiplantae; Streptophyta; Magnoliopsida; Rosales; Rhamnaceae. The record is from RefSeq and is a predicted model, not a curated record. Gene Ontology annotation, biological process: salicylic acid metabolic process; jasmonic acid metabolic process. The transcript is spliced from 3 exons. Gene Ontology annotation, molecular function: methyl indole-3-acetate esterase activity; methyl jasmonate esterase activity; methyl salicylate esterase activity.